CACCCGAUAUCAUGUAUUAUUCACAACUUUAUUUAUCAAAAUAUUUAAGUGAUUUAUCGUGUUAUCUGGUAACAACAAAAAUGGCAAACUAUUAUCCAACACGGGUAAAAUUAUCGCUUUCACAUGACGUGUGAUAAAUAAUAUUUUAACUUAAUCCGUUUCUAUUUAGUCAAAGUGUACAAUAAGUUUUGUGUUCGAACCCUAUUUUUCUUACUGCUAGUUAUGACGAUAUUUAAAAGUGAAAAUGGAUAGUGUAAGUGAGAGUAAUGCUAAGACGGAGGAUACGAGUGGACAGAAGAAAGAACUGUCUUUAAAUCUGCAAAAGAUUUGUCUUGUGUGUGGUGAUAAAGCUUUAGGCUACAACUUUAACGCUAUAUCGUGCGAAAGCUGUAAGGCAUUUUUUCGCAGAAACGCAUUAACAAAUAAGGAGUUUAAGUGUCCAUUUUCUAAUAGCUGUGAGAUAACUGUGGUAACAAGGAGAUUCUGUCAAAAGUGUCGCUUAGAAAAAUGCUUAUCUGUAGGUAUGGUAAAGGAGUUCAUCAUGUCUGACGAGGAUAAAGCGGAGAAAAGACGAAAAAUAGAAGAAAACAGAGCGAAAAAACGUCAAUUACAUGAUUCUGAUGAUUCUGUCUCUAGUUCUAAGAACUUUAGACGAGAUGAAGAUUUGUCAAAUUCCUAUAAUCCAUCUGUACAAGAUUCUAGCGUGUUGCAGUACGACGUCCUCAAUAGUACUACAUGUAGUCCACACAGUACUGUGCAGUCACCACUGAAUAAUGACAUGGAGAACUCCAUUAACUCUCCACCCGGUUAUAAUCAAUAUGCACCAGUGCAAAGUGCAGAACAACCAUACACAAUGAAAGUAUAUCCGAUAGAUGAAAAAACUGUUAUCAGUCAAGCCAUAUACGAGCAAAGACUUAUGGAACAGUACAAUAUAUGUGACAGUGUGGAGAGUAUAUAUCAAUCGUCCAAACAGAACAGCAUAAGAUCACUUUUGACUAACGGAGAUGCAGCCGUGUACAGCAGAGAGACCAAGGACCAGCAUGUUUGCGAGGAGAUGCCUUCCACGAGCACCAACCCCGAUGUUAACAAAGCCAGAGAUAUUCUACAGGAUGUUGAAAGAAUAGAACCGAAUUCAAUGGAGUCAAUAUUAUGUGAAGCGAUCAAACUGGAGUUCGAGGCGUACACCUCGAUCAGUAGCUGCAGCGGCUCGUCCAGGGAAUUGAACGAGGUGGAGAGAGCAAAGUUGAAUGAGCUAAUCGUGGCCAACAAGGCGCUGAACGCGCCCAUAGACGACGACAUCUCGCAGCUCAUCGGCGACUCGGCCACCGCCGGCCUCAAGGACGACAACGGAAAACACGACCCGAGGCUAAUAACAAUAGUGAACCUUACGGCGAUCGCAAUAAGGAGGCUAAUCAAAAUGGCGAAGAAAAUCAACGCCUUCAAAAAUAUGUGCGAAGAGGAUCAGGUGGCUCUCCUGAAAGGAGGGUGCAUAGAAAUGAUGGUCCUCCGAAGUACAAUGACAUACGACGGCCAAAGAAAUCAAUGGAAGCUGCCGCACAGCCAGGAGCGGUUCGGCGUGAUACAGACGGACGUGCUGAAGCUGGCCAAGGGCGACGUGUGGCGCUCGCACGAGUCGUUCAUCCGCUCGUUCGACGCGCGCUGGCGCACGGACGAGCACGUGGUGCUGGUGCUGUGCGCCAUCCUGCUCUUCACGCCCGAGCGCGCCAACGUCGUGCACCGCGACGUCGUCAAGCUGGAGCAGAACUCAUAUUACUACCUCUUGCGGAGAUACCUUGAAAGCGUAUACCCCGGCUGUGAAGCGAAAUCUACCUUCCUGAAGCUCAUCCAGAAGAUUCUGGAACUGAGAAAGCUUGCUGAGGAAGUGACGGGGGUGUACCUCGACGUGCACCCCAUAGAGCCGUUGCUCAUGGAGAUAUUUGACUUGAAACAUCACGCCGCAUGACCCUUACGGUAACCUUAAGACAUUUUCGUACACUGAUCCACUUAUCCUUCAGUUUCUUGUACACUACGAACUAUAAACAUUCUACUACCGUGUGUAGUAAUAUCAUUAUUAGCCUAAGAUUAAAAAGUUCUCUAUUUAAGUUACUUUAAAGUAAUUAAAACAUGCUUACAAUUAUAUUUAUUGUAAUUAAAUAUAUUUAAUAUGGUUGUCUUGUAUGGUCUCAGUUAUGGAUAGGUGUCUAAUUGUAAGUUUUAUUUCAACUUAAGUUUAAGUAUUUACAGAAAUUUUAUCAAUUUUGAACAUUGGGAUUAGAUGUUUUGAUACAUUUUAAGGGGGUAAUGAAUUAAUGCCCUGGCAACACUGACUCACCAUUGCACAUUAAAAAAAAAUACAUUUCAAUUUAUUAAGAAAGUUAAUAUAAGGUCUUAUAAAGAAUUUACGACCCUCGAUAGUGUAGCAGUAAUGUUAAAGGCGGUUUAAAUCGUUCGAAAAAUAUAUAUAUAUAUAAAUGUACAUAAUCAUAUAUGUUCACAUAAUCAUCAAAAGGUUGUUAAUACUAUAUUGUUAUAUAACGUGUUUAUUGUCAAAUAUUUUAACAUAAACGGUGUAAGUCAGUACAAUUAGAGUCCACAGACAGCAGCGCAUCGGUGUUCUCGCCGCUUGUAUCGGUCGGCAGUGGUAUUGCCAUUUGAUAAAUAACAAAUGAUACAUUUUCAUUUCGCAAACAAUAGCAAUUCAAUUUUUUUUUUACGAAAUACUGGUUCAACAAAUAAUUCCUAUAAUAAUAUAUUUGUUAGUUCGUGCAUAAAGUUUAAAACACAAACGAUAUUUUAUGAAAUCAAAAUAUUCUUUAUUUAAUAAAGCCCAUAAAAACAACUUUGAAUCUUCAUUUAUAAUGUAAAGCUACAAACGUUUCGUUAUGUAGAUUCUACCGAGACGAAUCGCAAAAAACGCAGAUUUUAAAGAAUAAAAUAUAACGCGAUUAAAUUCUGAAACGUAUUUUGUAAAACUCUCAUCAGUCAUGAAUAUUAUCUCAAACAUUAUUUCAUAUAAAGGGUAACAAAACAUAACAAUUUGUUAUUUAAAAUACUCUUCAGAUAAAUAUCUACGUGAUGUCAUGUCAUAAACCUGUUCGAUUUGAAAAAAAGCGAAAUAUCACUCAUCACGAGAUCUAAAAUAUGCGCUCGAUUGACUUGAAAUUUGUCAGUUACCCCCCGACAUAGACACUCACUAAGAACGUAUUUUACGCAAAUCCUAUACAAAAUACAUCGUUCUUCUUAUCUACCCGUGCGAAGCCGGAACGAUAAGCUAGCUGUACAACAUCGCGCUACAACACGGGGGUCGCCUAUGGAUGCCAAAAAUUUUAGAUAAUUAAAAUUAAUGUUUAGUCUACAUUCGCUCGUAAACGAAUAAAUUGGCUAUAUAUUAGUCAACUUGGCACUACAUUUAUUAUCUUAAUUAUAAUAAAUAUUUAAUUAUAUUUAAAAAUAUAUUAUUCUUAUUUCACGUUUAAGUCUACUUACGUGAAAUUAGUUUUAUAUUUAAAUAUUUUUUAUGGUAAAUAAAUUUAUACCUUCGGCUAUGGCAUUAUAUUUCGUGUGAAAAAAAUACACGUUAAUGUUAUGUGAAAAAAGGAAGAUACCGAGAUUCUAUACUUGGUUAUCGUGAGUUAACUUGCAUAUGUCGGAUGAAAAUUUACCGCAUGCGCUUUAUUUUUUGUAUCUGUAUACAGACUAUAAUAUCUAAAGAAAAAGUAUAAUUAUAUUAUAUGUAUAUAUUAAAGUCGAGGAUUAAUUGAAUUUUGUGUAUAAUAUAAAAUACGAAUAGUUAUUGUCAGUCUCGCUCUCACGGCAGAUGAUUAUCACGCGAGAAAGAGAGCCUAUUUAAUUAUUUACGAGGUCACUACAUAUGUAUUUGCAUCGUCUAUAUUUUUGUUAAAAAGUAUCGAUGAAAUUAAAUCAAACAAACUAACGAAAUCGAGCUAAUUAAAUAUAAUACGACUACAACCACACUUGUGCUACAAAACGGGUUAACUACUCGAAGUCGAUUUGUCACAGGUGUGGUUAUAGCUUUAUAGAUACCACGUGCAUUGUGUGGUAGUUAGGAUCAGAGCUGGAUCCCGCAAGUUUGUUUGUCAAACAUCUAUUUAUUUUUGUAUUCCAUAUAAGAUCAGUUGGCCAUGGACCAAAUGCGUAGACCGAGUCCAAUGAUGAUAGCACGCGGACAAAAAUAUUUUGGUAAUAAAAACGCAGUUGGUCCACGUUCAACAAGAGGUCGACAUUUAAUUUAAUUAGACAGUAAUUUAUUUUUAUAUAAACAUGUUUAAGAUGUAAAUACCUAAGUUAUUGUUACAAAUUUAAUAAAAAUAUUUUUAUAACAUAUUCGUUAUCCGACAUUUAAAUUAGGUGCAAUAAUGUAUUUUUAAAUUGAAUAUAAAUAUAAUAGUUUGUUAUAAUGC
Nymphalis io (European peacock) is the source of this 4421-nucleotide messenger RNA. RefSeq names its product nuclear hormone receptor HR96 (gene Hr96). The coding region runs from base 245 to 1963 and encodes 572 amino acids. The transcript has 8 exons. The record is from RefSeq and is a predicted model, not a curated record. Gene Ontology annotation, molecular function: zinc ion binding; nuclear receptor activity; RNA polymerase II cis-regulatory region sequence-specific DNA binding. Gene Ontology annotation, biological process: cell differentiation; positive regulation of transcription by RNA polymerase II; negative regulation of transcription by RNA polymerase II. NCBI's taxonomy places the organism in Eukaryota, Metazoa, Arthropoda, Insecta, Lepidoptera, Nymphalidae.